Molecule: messenger RNA, 750 nt
Organism: Penicillium argentinense
Lineage: Eukaryota; Fungi; Ascomycota; Eurotiomycetes; Eurotiales; Aspergillaceae
Exons: 4
Coding region: 1-750 (249 amino acids)
Biological process (GO): amino acid metabolic process
Molecular function (GO): transaminase activity
Source: RefSeq, a predicted model, not a curated record
AUGCUUUCUGCUCGCGCCGUCAAGAAUAUCCAGCAGCUGGGUCUUCCGUUCCGGUUCACGCCGACCCCCAGUUAUGACCCAGAAACCAAUCCACAAGGACUUAUUUCGUUUGGCAUGGCAGAAAAUGUCACAUUCACACUUGACUCCGUCAGCUAUCGAUCAAGCGCAGCCAUCAAUGCUCGGCUCCCGAGCAUUGCAGCUGCCCAUUUAGAAAGGGUCCUGAGGACGCACUCGCCAAUUGACCCAGACCAUGUUUUCAUUGCCGACUCUCCGACCUCUCUCGGCAACAUGCUCGGUUUCAACCUUGCAGAGCGCGGUGAAGGCAUCUUGGUUAGUCGUCCGGUCUAUGGGCGUUUCGAACUUGACUAUGGUGUUGAAGCGGGAGUUGAGAUUGUUUAUGCCGACACGGCAACGGACGAGGCAUUCACGCCUAACUCGGUCGAGAAGUACGAGGAAGCUUUAGCAGCGGCCGAAGAGCGAGGCGUCAAGAUUCGUGCGGACUUCGCCUCGGGUGGCCUGCACCUGGGCUUCUUGAUUACUGCAAACCAGCAACUGCGUCAAGCAUGCAAGAUGGUCUUGCGACUCCAUGGGCCAUCCCAAGCCGCAAUCACAAUCGGAGCAGCUAUUUUGGAAGACCAGGAAUUUGUCAAAGAAUUCAUGGCCAAGUCCCAGGCCAGCCUUGCAAGAGGCUAUCGACUAGCGACCUCUACUCUUGAUAGAGAGGGCAUUAACUACAUGAAGGGAGGGUGA